Molecule: messenger RNA, 1508 nt
Organism: Plectropomus leopardus (leopard coralgrouper)
Lineage: Eukaryota; Metazoa; Chordata; Actinopteri; Perciformes; Serranidae
Source: RefSeq, a predicted model, not a curated record
AUGAAUGAAGACAACGCCCGUUUCUGCCUGCUGGCCGGGCUCAUCCUGCUCUACCUGUUGUGCGGGGCCGCCAUCUUCUCAGCCCUGGAAUACCCCUUUGAGCUGCGUGCCCGUCGCCUCUGGAAACAGCAGCUUGACAACUUCACCCAAAGGUACAGGGUCAACCUGGGUGCCCUGCACACUCUGCUGCGUCAGUACGAGGAGGCAAAUGGAGCAGGGAUCAGAGUAGACGCGCUGAGGCCCCGCUGGGACUUUUCUGGAGCGUUCUACUUUGUCGGCACAGUCGUGUCCACUAUUGGUUUUGGCAUGACCACACCAGCGACCAUAGCUGGAAAAAUAUUCCUUAUUUUCUACGGACUCAUCGGCUGUGCGGCCACCAUCCUCUUCUUUAACCUCUUCCUGGAGAGGAUCAUCACCAUGUUAGCUUACAUCAUGCGCUGGUGUCAUGAGCGUCGGCUGAGGUGUGCUGGAGUCGGGGUGGUGUCGAGCAGGGAGGAGUCGUCCGGUGAGGAGGACAGCCUUGAAGGCUGGAAACCAUCAGUCUAUUACGUGAUGCUGAUCCUGGGUGUGGCGUCGGUUGUGAUCGCCUGCAGCGCCUCCACCCUGUACAGCUCCAUGGAGAACUGGAGCUACGUGGACUCCCUCUACUUCUGUUUUGUGGCCUUCAGCACCAUCGGCUUCGGGGACCUGGUGAGCAGUCAGAGACAGCACUACGAGUCUCAGGAGGCGUACCGGCUUGGGAACUGCCUUUUCAUCUUAAUGGGGGUGUGUUGUAUUUACUCACUCUUCAAUGUCAUUUCGAUUAUCAUCAAGCAAACUCUGACAUGGAUCGUGGGUAAACUCAAAAAAAAUCGCAACCGCCUGCGUCCGCCUGCACACCUCAGACAAAAACGCUUAAAACGCAACACCGUGCAGCCCAUUUCAUCCCACUGCCCUGCAGGAAAACACCGCUACAGGGACGGCUCCAUGGAGACAGUGUGUGACAGUGAGACGGAUGCAGGUGCAGUGGCUGAUGGGGUGCGUGUGGGCCGCCGUCUGUCAGGAGAGAUGAUCUCUGUCAAUGAGUUCAUGGUGUCCAAUAAAGUAUCUCUGGCAUUGCUGCAGAAGCAGCUGAGCGAAACAGCUCAUCAGGGCCCGCGGCAGAGCUACCAUCAGAAUGGAUUCUCUGGUGGUGUUGGGGCCUUGGCCAUCAUGAAUAAUCGCCUACAGGAAACCAGUGUGGAUAGGUAGCACCACUGUGAUGUCAUUUUUGUGUGCAUUCUCUCUAUUUGAGCCCAAAUCCUUACAGUGAUUUAGAAAAAGUCAAUAAUUUAUCCUCUCAGCAUGACAAAUUUUGAGGAUCAUUUCCCUCUAAUUAGCAUCUGUUCAGCGCCUCUCUGAGCUUUUUCAGUGAGUCUAUGCAGAUAAUAGCAGACCUCCAGCAUGGAUUCUGCACAUCAAAUAAUUGAUUACAUUUUGUUCUGUGUUGAGGAAGAGAGCCAAAAGAUGAGUAAAAUUUAAAGAAUCCA